Messenger RNA from Mus musculus (house mouse), 5838 nucleotides. It is a transcript of the gene Slx4ip, whose product is annotated as SLX4 interacting protein. NCBI's taxonomy places the organism in Eukaryota, Metazoa, Chordata, Mammalia, Rodentia, Muridae. The coding region runs from base 975 to 2216 and encodes 413 amino acids. The transcript is spliced from 9 exons. The record is from RefSeq and is a predicted model, not a curated record.
GCUACCAAAAUUGAAAGGUCACAUCACAUCACAUCACAGCACCAAGAAGGUGGCAGAGCGUGCGGCUCUCUGCUCUCUCGAAAGGACGCCCUAAGCUGUAGAAACUGGCUCCGCCCUGCCGGUCCGAGUGACGUCAGAGAGCGAACAUGCGCAGACAGAGCCUGUCGCCAUGCAGGAAACUUCCGCCCAGUCUAGGAGCGGGGUUGGCAGAAGUCGGGAGUCUUCAAUUCAGUGCCGGAUCCGGUUGGUUAAUUUCCUUGGCUUUGCCUUUCUUUUUUUUUUCUUCAGAGAUAAGUCUUUUAUUCUUUUGAACCACCCGAAGCAUUAUGAAAUUAUGUUUAAACAUAUUUUAUUUCGCUUUUCUCUGGCACCGUGAAAGGCACCUUUAUUUUUCAACGUAUCUUUUAAUCUUCCUCAUUAAAAAUAUUUUCUACUCUUGCCCUAUAGUUUUGUGAUACGAAAAACACGGCUUUUGUUGUUGUUGUCCAUCAGUACAUAUCGUUGACGUACAGUGAUACAUUAUCUGCCAAUUGUAUUUGUGGCUUUUCCAACCUCUUAAAAAAAAAAAAAAAAUCCGCUUUGGCCGCCAUUUUUAUUUUGGUCUCCAUAAAGCGUUGAUAUCAUCGACAGAAGCCAUUUUUCGUUUGGGCAGUUCUUUCCGGCUAUCCCAUUACCUUAGCCAGGGCUUCGGGCGCCAUCGUAGGUGCUGGCAGUGGCUUCCAACCGAAUGAAGUCGAUAAUGCCAUCUUGUGUUUGGGCGCUGGUUGCAUUCUCUAACGUGCGAGGGGACGCUGGGAAACGGGAAGUAAGCCAAAGCUGCUGAAGCUUGGUCUGCCGCCUUUUUAGUCUGAGUUUUCCCGUUCAGGUACUAUACUAGUCCACCAGUGACCCCGGACAGUAACAAAGCAUUACAGCCCGAACCCACCUCCCGCCACCAUCGUAGGUUCUGUACCUCACUUGGGAAUCAGUAAACCAUGGCAUCUAAGAAAUUUGCCGUUAAAUGUGGGAACUUCGCAGUCCUGGUGGAUCUUCAUGUAUUGCCACAAGGUUCAAACAGAGACUCCAGUUGGUUUUCUGAACAGAAGAAAGAGGAAGUUUGUUUGCUGUUAAAAGAAACCAUUGAUUCCAGAGUUAAGGAGUAUGUGGGCAUUUAUAAACAGCGCAAGCCAUCAAGUGCAGAAUUCACAAGAUCCAGUCCCUUGUCCUUAAAAGGUUAUGGCUUUCAGAUCACAGCUUAUUUCCUCAAGAGAGGGAUACACCUUCACUGUAUCCAGAACUCCCAGAAUACUGAACUUCGUGUAUUUCCUGAAAGAUUUGUGGUGUGUGUUAGUCAGCUUGCAUUUGGUCAUGAUAUUUGGGCAAACCAGAAUGAAAAAUCGACAAAAAAAGCCCUCCAUGGAGUGUCUGAUUAUUUUCCUGAGUGUGCAGAGAGUUCACCGUCUCCUGGUACAAAGCUCAAGAGGAACGCUCUGAAGGAAAUUGUGAGAAGAACUAAAUCAAAAGGCACUGAUGUGAGCAAACCACAGCCCAGCGGGGACCUCGUGGGAAGAUCUAGUGACUCAGUAAUUACUGUGGUACCAUGGAGGAGGGAUGCCUCAGCCAUUCUCCUGUCAGAAUCUGUGGGUCAAGCACAAGAUGACAUAAGAGCAGCCAAGAGCCACCAGGAGCUUCCUGUUCAAAAGCUGGAAAAUGUUUCUCAGACUCAGCCAGGAGACACUCGCAGCCAGCAGCAACUUCAUCCUGGGGAGUGGUUGAAGACGGGGCUUCUAAGCAGGAGCCCUGCGUAUAACUAUGAGUCAGCAUCACCAGGUCCAAAGCAAAGUCUGAGAGCAGCCAAGACACAGCAGAAACACAGGAAUUGUGGCUCUGUGGAAGACUGUGACCACCGCAGGAGAGUUUCUCUUGGAAAUGAAGGAUUAGUCCCGGAGGACGCGGAUAGGGAAAGGAGCACAGCUGUCAGGGUUUUACCAGCCUUAGAGUUGUCAGAUCCUGGGUUGCUUUUGAAACAAGAUUUGGCAAAAGCCAAGGCUAAGGAAGAGCUACAUGCUUUGGAAAAUCUCUCCUCCAGACAUCUUGUGACAAACAACCCGGGGCAGGCACAGCAGAGCGACUCAGCUGCAAUUACUGAACAAUUAGCUACAGAUCAGGGCGGCCCCAGCAAGAAAAGAAAGAAACUACAAAGUUACAACAGAGGAUGUAGUGGCAAGAAAAACUGAGGAUACAGUACCUGGGGUAUUGGAAGGAAUUAGGACAAUUACUUUAAAUAAAUAAAUUUAGGAGCUGGAGUUAAGUCUCAGCUUUUAAGAGCACUUAGUGCUCUUGCAGAGGAACCAAGUUUAGGUUCCAAGCACCUAGAAGGUGACUUACAACCAUGAUGAACUCCAGAUCCAGAAGACCCAACACACUCUUUGACCUCCAUGGGCACCAGGCAUGCGCAUGGUAUGCAUAUAUACCAGGCAAAACACACAUACAUGUAAAUCUUUUUGUAAAAUUGUUUAUGUUGGAAUUGGCCUUCAUGGUCACCUCCUGGAGGCUGUUUUCCUAACAGGCUUGUUACUUUUUCAUCAUUUUAGAACUGUCUCCAGAAAAUACUAUAUUGACAAAGAGCCAUCCACUGGUCAAGGAGUAAACUAUGUAUCUAGGACCCCAAGGAGAAAUCAGUAAUGGUGGCCUUCUCACCCCAUCACUAUGAAGACCUCCUGAUUGGGGGGGGGGGGGGGGCAGAGACAGUGCCAGGUACUUCUGGCCACAUCUUGGGCUGCAGUCCUCUGACUUCUCAAACUGAGUACCUGACAGUAAGAAUAAGUCAGCAGUCUCAGCAUGUGAUUCUGUGAGGAAUGCAGGUAUUUGGGUCUCAGACAUAUGGAAUGAAGAACUGUGAUUCUGAAAUGGACUAAAGUUGAAAACAGCUCCCUAGAACUUACAUCCUACAGCCUAGUUACCAUGGCUUCCAUCAGCUGGCGACACAUGUGGAAAUGUACACCCCCGUGCUUCCUUCAGACUUAGAUUUGGGGUGUGAGUCACUUUGUUCCCAGGUUCAUAUACUAUAGGAUGGACAGAAUGCCUAGGUCUCUCUUAUAUCUGGAGUUACCAGAAAUGUAUGCGUAAUUCAUCCCAGUCUGAGAUGAAGACAUGGAAGAGGUGUGUCCUGUGUAGCACAAGUUUGACCCUGUCCUUGUCCACACCCCCCAUAUUCUGGUUGCAGUUAAGACAGACCAGAAUCCAAAGCUAGGGCAGUGGCCGUUCCAGUUCCCAAUUUGGAAAAUUUCCCAGGGCAUUUAAAUGACCUCUUCAGUUGUGUAGUCAGUCCUCAAGAAAGACAGGAAGCCAGAGCUAUCAGCCUGGACGCUUCAUCUGCUCACCCCAACCUCAAAGGACCAGAAACUGCUUGCUGGUGUCCCUCUCCUUUCCCACCUAGCUUUUUUUGUUUUCUUGAGAGCUGAUUCCAAGAUGUUGAGUCCUCAAUGUAAGCAUGAGUAGUCACCCUUGUACAGAGCUAAGAUAUUCUGACCUGGAAUAGACGGGAUUUGAAUUGUUUAAUGGCUAAGGUCAUAUUCUGUACUUAAUUGUACUUAUACGAAGAAUAUGCUUUCAAGAAGUGUUUUGCUUUUCAAAUCUGUUCCAUUAUAUUAUAGGAAAUAGUGAUUAUUGUGACCAAUAAUUUAUAAAAAAAAAAAAGUAUGUUACGGUUGUAGAUAGAUGUGGCUUUGUAGCAGCCUUCAUGCACAAUGGAUUUUAACAGGAUUAGCAGAGCUCUGGGCUUCCAUACUCUGCCAUAUGUUUAAGGAAUUUUGCCCUUAAUCAUUUUCCUUCAGCAUGUUUGAAACACCUCUCCAUGUCCUGUUUCUUGAAUGAUUUUACAAUUCCUUGAAUAUAUGCAUAAAGGGGCAAAUUAAUCCCCAAUGUUUUGUUACUUAUCAGGUGGGACAUGAAGUAUUGUCUACUGUUGGGAAUGGUAUGAGUUUUUAUAUUCUUAAUUACUGUAACAAUUUAGCAUUUGAAAGUCUGAGACAGUGUCAGGAUUGAUAGUCAAAACCAAGUUCUUCAUCAAAACCAAGUUCUUCAACCCUUUCAUCCUCCAAAUUAAAUGUAUAUUUAGGUCCCUGUGAUUCUGAUUCUGAGAGGAAGCGUUCACCCAAUCCGUGGAUAACUGAACUCAAGACUCCGCAGUACCUGCGAUGCUAAGCCCCUCCAUGUACUAUCAAAUGACAUUUCAAUAGAUGAAAGCUAGUGAGGUCCUUUUGUAUUUUCUUUCUUUCUCCCUCCUCCCCCAAUUUAAAAACAUGGAAAGGCUGGCCUGGUGGCACAUGCCUUUAAUCCUAGCACUUGGGAGGCAGAGGCAGGUAGAUCUCUGAGCCAGACUGGUCUACAUAAUAAGUUAGUGAACAGACAAAACUACAUAGUGAGACCUUGUCUCAGAACAACCAAACAGAUCAGUAUGGGAAUCAUCUGUGAUUUUUCUUGCAUACGUGCUUUUCUUUGCCACUGGAGGUUAACUCACCAAGACAUGCAUAUGACUUGUGCAGUGUAAAGAAGCACUUGGUGCUGGAAUAGUAUGGAAAUGUAUUUAAUUUUUUAAAAAACAAGACUCAUGAGUCUUGAAUACUUGGUGAAGUUGUGCAUGUGCAGUGAUCACUAAGACACCAAUAAGAAAGAAAAAGACACAAAAAGUCUCUGUAUUUUGAUGUUUGAAGAAUCCAGUUCAUCUCUGGAUGGACCUUCUCAAAGUGGAUCUUAGUGGUGAUGAUGGGGUCUCAGUAUAAUUGUUUUAUGUUUGAUGUCAUGUUUUGAUUUCAGCUGAAAUUGUACCUCUCAUUGGCCUUUGACUUCAGAAAAAGCCCCGACUAGGACGGACACAUAGGGAAGGAAGCAUCUAUGCCCAAGAGAAUGACCUAGGAUCAGUGUCAGCCUUCGUAGUUUUUUAAGCUCCUUGGCAGGUCGUACUGUAAUAUUUCCACAAAACAGUAGUGAACGGCCCUCUGAAUAAUAAGCAACUUUUCAAGAGCCAAAACACGCACUGUGCAGCAUGCUGGGACUAGAAUAUGGAAAUUGUUUUAAUUUCUUCUUUUCUCUUAUGAGGAAAUCACUGCACUUGGUUUGUCAAGACAAGACAGUUCAUUCCCCUGUAUUGAAACAGUGAUGAAUUGAAACAUGUUGGAGCAAGUUUUUAAAGAAAAUCAAAAUUAAACUGGUUUUUCUUAAAUAGCUUAAAGCGUUCCACAGUACACAAUAAAUGAAGCAUUGUAAAAUGAACUUAAUGCAAGUAAUCACUUAAGAGAGAAGUUUAAGCAGAUAGAUAUAUAUAUACAUACACAUAUACAUCAUCAGUCUUGCAGUUCCAGGCUAUAAUUAAUUCUCAGAAACUUGCUGAAUUCCCUCUAAUUUUGUUUCUAUAUAUACUUACCAAGACAGGGAGCAAAUGUGUGUCAAUAUGUAGCAUGACAAAGAGAACUUGGGUGAAGUUUUCUACUUGUGGAGACCCAUUUGGACUGGGCUUGAAAUAUCUCUGGGUAAAUCUCAUCUGUGGCAGUGUCCCCACACUACAGUAAGGCUUCCAUAACCAUUCUAAGCAAAGACUGCGCUUUUGUUUAUUGAAGUAAAAUCAGUAAAAGUGUGCAGUUGGCUCCCCAAGGCAGCUGACCGGUGCUAAUAGGUGCUAAUUUGACAGAUUCUCAGAAUGAGUUUCCAGAUGGAAUUAGACAGUACCACAAUCUCCAGGAGAGCCCUGGUCCUUUCAUUCAAGUAUGCUUAAUAGACUGAGUGUCCACAGAAUAAAAACACUUUUGUUGUGAAAAUGUACCUGUUUUAUGAAUAAACAUGUGGGUUUUGUGAAUUUAA